Messenger RNA from Pteropus alecto (black flying fox), 1239 nucleotides. RefSeq names its product hydroxysteroid 17-beta dehydrogenase 2 (gene HSD17B2). The record is from RefSeq and is a predicted model, not a curated record. Gene Ontology annotation, molecular function: oxidoreductase activity. NCBI's taxonomy places the organism in Eukaryota, Metazoa, Chordata, Mammalia, Chiroptera, Pteropodidae. The transcript is spliced from 5 exons. Bases 37 to 1203 code for a protein of 388 amino acids.
CCCUGAGGACAAAAAAGUGCAGCGGAGUCUCUGAGAAUGAACACUUUCUUCUCUGAGAUGGUGUAUCUCUGCCUGGCUGUCACCGCAGUGCUGGGAGGACUAGUCCUUUGCAAACUCAAGAAGAGCUCAGGGCAGGUGGGGAGAAAGGUGAUCUGCCUGGUAGGCUUCUUGGGAGGACUUUGCCUGCUCAGCCUGUCUCUCUUCUGGAGCUCGAUCCUCUUUUCCCUGUCAUGUUUCCUCAUGUAUAUUUACUUAUCUUGUCAAGAGCUGUUACCCGUGGAUCAAAAGGCGGUGCUAAUCACAGGUAGUGAUUCCGGGUUUGGUCAUGCUUUGUCCAAGUAUCUGGACAAGCUGGGCUUCACAGUGUUUGCCGGAGUUCAGAAUGAAAAGGGAUCAGGAGCGGAGGAAUUGCGAAGAACCUGCUCUAAGCGCCUCUCUGUGCUCCAUCUGGAUGUCACCAACCCGCAGCAGAUAAAAGACGCCUACAGCAAAGUGGUGGAAAAGGUGCAGAACAGAGGACUGUGGGCUGUGGUCAACAAUGCUGGGAUCCUUGGUUUGCCCACUGAUGGGGAGCUCAUUCCCAUGACUGACUACAAAAACUGCAUGGCUGUGAAUUUCUUUGGGGCUGUGGAAGUCACGAAGUCAUUUUUGCCUCUUCUUAGGAAAUCCAAGGGAAGGCUGGUGAACGUCAGCAGCAUGGCAGGAAGUGUCCCAAUGGUAAAGCUGGCAGCCUAUGGCUCAUCCAAGGCGGCUCUGUGCAUGUUUUCAGCAGUUAUGAGACAAGAGCUUUCAGAAUGGGGAAUUAAAGUCUCUGUCAUCCAGCCUGGAGGCUUCAAAACAAAUAUCGUGGGCACAAAUGAAAUGUGGGACAAGCUGGAGAAGGACAUCUUAGAUCACCUCACCCCUGAUGUGCUGGAGGAUUAUGGCCAGGACUAUAUCCUUAUGCAACGAAAUUUUUUCAGCUUAGUCAACAAGUAUGGCCAUACGGACUUGACCCCUGUGCUCCUGAACAUCCAGCAUGCUAUCUCUGCUAAGAGACCCUUUACCUUUUACACACCGGGGUCAGGCGCUUGCCUGUUGAUCUACUUUGUUUCCUUUAGCCCAACAAUCAUAUUUGAUUAUUUCAGCAAAAAAUUUAAUUUCUUUGUAACUAGUAUGCCUAGAGCCCUAAGAAUGCCUAACUGGAAGAAUAAAGCCAUGUAGACAAAUAAGUGGGAAAUGUUUUAGUCUUGGAAUGAA